Pseudomassariella vexata is the source of this 2715-nucleotide messenger RNA. RefSeq names its product fungal-specific transcription factor domain-containing protein. The coding region runs from base 1 to 2715 and encodes 904 amino acids. Gene Ontology annotation, molecular function: zinc ion binding; DNA binding; DNA-binding transcription factor activity, RNA polymerase II-specific. Gene Ontology annotation, biological process: regulation of DNA-templated transcription; DNA-templated transcription. The record is from RefSeq and is a predicted model, not a curated record. The transcript is spliced from 4 exons. Lineage: Eukaryota; Fungi; Ascomycota; Sordariomycetes; Amphisphaeriales; Pseudomassariaceae.
AUGCCGGGAAUUCUGCCAAUGAAAGUGAUCAAGGUGGGCACCAGCUCGCAAAGUCGCAUCGCUCAAGCCUGCGACAGGUGCCGUUCGAAGAAGAUAAGGUGCGACGGCAUUCGCCCGUGCUGUUCGCAAUGUGCCAACGUCGGCUUCGAAUGCCGCACAAGCGACAAACUCAGCCGUCGCGCGUUCCCUCGAGGAUACACGGAAUCGCUCGAGGAGAGGGUGAGGGUGCUCGAGCUUGAGGUCAGGGAACUGAAGGAUCUCCUAGACGAGAAGGACGAGAAGAUCGACAUGUUGUCCAAAAUGCACGGCCAGAGCCGUCACCGUCGACCCUCCGUCAGCUCCCCAGGCAGCACGUCGUCGGGAGAAGUGAGUAGGGAAGUGGUGCAGCCGGUCAAGGAGGACACAUUUCGGGUUCAAGCGUCGCCACUCCUACUCGGCGUUGAGAACUCUGAUUCGUACUUCAUGGGCCCGUCUAGUGGUCGCUCUUUUAUCGAGGUAUUCAAGCGCAAGAUUCAGGAGAUGGGAAGGUCGUGCUCAGACUUCAAUCCUGAGGCUUUCCUUCACAUCCAAGGCUGCCAGCCCUUGGUGGAGAAUCCGCCAUCGUUAUCAAUGAAGAUACCGCCACGGCUGUUCACCGACCGUUGUGUCAACGUCUAUUUUCAGGAGAUCGCGCCACUCUUCCCAGUCAUCCACAAGCCUACCUUCCUUCGAUUGUAUGAAGAGUUCGUCGCCGAUGCCGACAAGAUCAAGAGCAACCACAAGAAUGCUCAGCUCUACCUCGUCUUCGGCAUCGCUGCGGUUUCGAGCGAACUUCCCGACACCGAGCAGAUCGCUGCCUGCGAAGUCCAAUGGCAAAAAGCACUUGAUGCGAUUCUGAUGGAAAACACCAUGAACACCUUGCAGAGCCUAGUCCUCGCCCUGAUCUACUGCAGUAUCAGGGCCGACUACAAACGGUUGUUGCACUACAAGAGCGUUGCCGUCGGGCUCUCUCACCGUCUCGGCUUGCACCAAAGCCAGAAGCGUUUCUCCUUCGGCGCACUCACCAUCGAGACGCGAAAGAAGGUGUUCUGGACCCUCUACACCCUUGAUUGCUUCUCUGCUGCCGUCCUGGGACUUCCUAAAGCAUUAAAGGAGGAGGACAUCCACGCCGAAUAUCCCUCUGACUGCGACGAUGAGUAUGUCACAGAAAAGGGCUUCCAACCCACUCUGCCUGGCGAGUACACGAAACUGUCGAGUGCCCUGGCAUUGUUCAGGGCAUCUCGCAUCCUUGCCAAAGUGCUAGAGAAGAAUUACCCAGCAGCCACUUCGCAUGAUUUGUCCCUGCAACAAAUUUCGGCGUUAGAUACGGAACUGUCUGACUGGUGCGAUACGUUAUCAACUCAUCUCAAGCUCACUUUUGCCCAAGACAAGCCAUCGACCGAUGUCACGGGCAGUAGGUCACCAUUACUAGCACUCGCAUUCUACUACAUUCGCACUCUGAUUCACCGUCCGGCGGUUGGCUCCAGCCUAGGGCCCAAGGCUGCAUCGUCUCUUCUGACUAUCGGCGAGUCAAGCAAGCACAUCAUUCAGAUCAUCCAGCUUCUGGAAGAAAGAGGCAUGUCCUUCGCCUUCUGCCUGAACAAGACCGACGUAAUCGCGCUAUGCGGCAUGACUCUACUGUACCAGACCCUGGAUCUCAAACAUGACGGCAAGCUGAUGAAGGACGCUGAGCGGCUUGUCAACGGGUCACUGAAGCUCCUUCAGAAAGCGAAGGCACCGGGAACCUUCGAGCUGAAGCGAGUUGCCUCGACGCUGAUCUCUGUCGACGCACCAUCUCCACGGGCUGCACCGGCUCGCAAGGCAAGCCCUGAGACCAACAUGGCUGCGCCACCGUCAAGAGCGUCACCGCCGCGAGCAUCCAUACCCCCGAAGAAGUCAGCAUACAGCAUUGGCCGGCAUGCAAGUGCGAGCGUGAGCGAGACGGAUUUGUUGUCGCAGCAGGAGAAGCUUCGUCGCAUGACCACGCCGACCAUCUCUAACGGCCGUCCUGAGUUAUACCGCUCGCAGUCGCGCGCCUCCCUGGAAAAUGGCACUCAGGAUCAGUCCAUGCCUCGUCGUGACCAUCGCUUUUCCAUAUCUCAAAUCCAGCAAAGCAUGAUGCGUAUGUCUCCGGGACAGAAUGCGAAGCCGAACCUCGACUACUUGUCACUGAAUAACACGCCAGCUGCCUCGCAACCAACAUCGCCAGUUCAGAAACGUAUGCCAACAGCCCAGGUCACCACGCAACCUCCGCAAGUUCAAACACCGCUGUACCCGACGAACCCACCGGCGAAGCAUGGGGGAUCUGGCAGUGGUAUUUCCGCGUCUGAGUGGGAGGCCCUACUGGGCGCCAUGGACGGGGGCCAAAUCAACGUAUACGAUGCGAUUUACGGCGGCCCAGCCAUAUCACUCAACGAGACACCGACUCCUACGAAUACGAGUUACGGAGAGUGGUCGCCCGACUCGUGGGAUCUGGCCAGCUUCAACAUCGGAGAUUUGGCGUCUAAUCCAGCUGCGCCGCAAAGUGUAUUUAGUCUGAGCGACGACAGCCUCAGCUCGGGAGAUGAUUUGACCACGAAUGAUCUGUUCCUGAGCAUGGGGAACGAGGACUUCCAUAGCGGUGGGUUGCAACAGUCCAGGCCUGCAAAUGAUGGUGGGCUGAUUAUAGACGGUCUGGAUUUGAAUUUGGGGUUGUGA